Molecule: messenger RNA, 492 nt
Organism: Symbiodinium necroappetens
Lineage: Eukaryota; Dinophyceae; Suessiales; Symbiodiniaceae
Source: the annotation of a GenBank genome assembly
AUGGAGGACCUCCGAGAUCAAAACUCCGAAGCGCUUCGAACAGCCGCUGCCAACAUCGCGACCCUGGAGGGAUCCGUCGACUCUUGGCGACAGCGGAUGGACCGUGCACUCAAAGAGACAGAGCAACGGCUGUCGCAAGAGGUCGAGAAGCGUUUACAACCCGUGCAGGACCGCGUCGUGCAAGACAUCAAGGGUGUCACAGGUGCUCUUGCUGCCGAGGCCGAGAGCUUGCGUGGCAAGAUGGAGCAGCGAAUCGCGGAUGAGUUCCGGCAGAUCUCUGGACAGAUCCAGUCUGUUCACAGCACUGCUCUGCAGAACCAUGAGUCCAUGGGCAACAAUGUCUCAGGUCUACUGCAGCGCCUCGGUGCCGCCGAGAUAUCGAUGGCCGAAGAGCAGGGCAAGCGAGAGCUGAUGAAGAGGCAUCUGGAGGAGCGGCUGGACCAGGCAAGGGAGCAGGCGACCGUCAAAGUCUCUCUGAGCUUCGAUUCGUAG